AUGAAUAGUCACACCGAUGCACGUCAACAAAGGCGAUCGUUACUUUCAACUAGUCUAGCUGGAGAGAAAAAUUUCAGCGCUUCUAUACAAUCACCACAACAGCAACAGCAACAGCAACAGCAACCAGAAAUGUAUUUUCAGCAGCUGCAGCAGGAGUAUCAUCCAAUGUCUCAUGAACAUCCUAUUUUGUGCAUAAACGAAGAGAAUGAUAGGCAAGGUAUACGGUAUGCGGAACAUCCUGAACCGCAACUCUUGGCUAGCUCCGUGGGCAAAGAUCUAAAUGGGAAGCUAAUACCAUCUUCGUCAACCAUCUCGCUACUUUCAUUGAAUCAAGAUAUGUCUUCGAAAUUUAACGAGCAACAAUACCAGCAACAGCAACAACAACAGCUGUCCUUUAUAAUGCCAAAAUCUUCACGAACAACUUCGUAUUCAAAUCUACAGAGACUACAACCUUACCAAAGGUCGGCUACGAUGUCUCCACCAGUUCUGCAACUGUAUUCACAUCAACAACAGCUUCUAAGCAUAGCAGCAUCGCCCGAUGGUGUGAGUUUACAACCAUUGGAAAUACCAACUGCCAAUAACAAUACACUACUAUCAAAUCCUGGAACAGUCCCCAAUUCUCCAAAUUUGGACCCAGUUUCUUUAGGUGGAUCUCCUUCCCGGUUCUGGCUUUCUUCACAAACACCCCCAAGUUCAGCCACGUAUAUAAUGAAGAGUAGAACAGGCCAGCAGGUGCCACUUCUUCUGCUGCUGCUGCUGCUGCUGCACUCUCAAGCACAAUAUGUCGUACACAAGAGUGCGGGUGGAUCCAUUUAUGAGGCAAGAAACGGCGAUGAUUCUCCAGUGUUGAACCCAGUGCAAACGCCAACAGAGGAUCCACCGAUGACUCCGUUGUUUUUGAGCACUACAAAUAAUCUCAAACAUGUUGAUUACUUUAGUCACUACCAUCCUAAUCAGAGUGAUUUGAAGGAAGACGUACUGGAAGAGGAGAAAGAAGAGGAAAAAGGGGAAGUAGCGAAGCAAGACGAUAAAUUGCACGAGGAAGAACAUAACAUUACACGCACACAACCCCAAGACACUCAACGACGAGGUAGAAAUCAUGAAACAUUAAGCGGCAUUAUUGAUUCGUUUAUCCACCCUCAUCAAACAAAUCAUGCCACCACUGCAACCUCAACUCUCGAUGCUAGUUUUGCCGAUUCUGCAAGCUCUCUUGAAUCCUUAUCUGCAGCAUUAAAUCAGUUGAGGACUUUGGAUAAUUCGGAAGUUGCCGAUUCACUAUUGAACAUAUUGGAUUCCAACCCUAAACAAAAGGGAGUUAAUCUGGAAUUUUUGGACACAUUGGAACGAGUUCCUGUUUCUCAAUUAUCAGACGAUGAAUUUUGUCCCAUAUGUACCAAUCGGUUCAAAGAAGACAAGUACCCGUUAAUUGUUAAAUUACCGUGUGGUGUCAAAAAUUCCAAGCACUUUUUCGAUUUGGAAUGUGUUGGACCUUGGUUAAUGACAAAUUCGACAUGUCCCAUGUGCAGAACCAAUGUUUUAGAAGUUGAGGAGAAUAGAAGGAAACGGAUAGAAGAAGAGAUUAGAAAAGCGCGGGAAGAGGAUUCUGAAGAAGAAGCCGAAGAAGGUUGGGAUGUUUACGGUUAA
Lodderomyces margitis is the source of this 1644-nucleotide messenger RNA. RefSeq lists its product as uncharacterized. The transcript has 2 exons. NCBI's taxonomy places the organism in Eukaryota, Fungi, Ascomycota, Pichiomycetes, Serinales, Debaryomycetaceae. The record is from RefSeq and is a predicted model, not a curated record. Bases 1 to 1644 code for a protein of 547 amino acids.